Myotis myotis is the source of this 1815-nucleotide messenger RNA. Its product is annotated as leukocyte elastase inhibitor-like. Gene Ontology annotation, biological process: negative regulation of endopeptidase activity. The record is from RefSeq and is a predicted model, not a curated record. Lineage: Eukaryota; Metazoa; Chordata; Mammalia; Chiroptera; Vespertilionidae. The transcript has 8 exons. The coding region runs from base 141 to 1277 and encodes 378 amino acids. Gene Ontology annotation, molecular function: serine-type endopeptidase inhibitor activity.
UGCUAGUGGCUGUGGACACCUUCAGAUCCACAGCCCCUCACAGGAGCAGCCAGCAAAGGGGAAGCAGCUAGCACCACUAUUAUUCUUCCUUGCCCAUCUCUGUGGAAACAAGCUCUGAGAGGAGUCAGGAUUGCCUCACCAUGGAGCAGCUGAGCUUGGCCAACACCCGGUUCGCAGUGGACCUCUUCCGCACCCUGAAGGACAGCAACCCCUCUGGGAACAUCUUCAUCUCCCCCGUGAGCAUUUCCUCAGCGCUGGCCAUGGUCUUCCUGGGGGCCAGAGGCACUACCGAGGCACAGAUGUCCAAGACUCUUCACUUCGAUGCAGUUAAGGAGAUUCAUUCAAGUUUUCAGAGUCUGAAUGCUGAUAUCAACAAGCGCGGAGCUCCCUAUAUUCUGAAACUUGCUAAUAGGUUGUAUGGAGAGAAAACCAAUGAGUUCCUCCCGGAGUUCUUAGCUUCAACCCAGAAAAUGUAUGGUGCUGAACUGGCCAGUGUAGAUUUUCAGCGAGCCUCUGAAGAUGCAAGAAAGGUGAUAAACGAGUGGGUCAAAGGGCAGACUGAAGGGAAAAUUCCAGAAUUGUUGGCUGCAGGCGACGUUAAUAAUAUGACUAAACUUGUGCUAGUUAAUGCCAUCUAUUUCAAAGGAAACUGGCAGGAGAAAUUCAGUAAAGAGGCCACAAAUGAUACUCCUUUCAGAUUGAAUAAGAAAGACACAAAAACAGUGAAAAUGAUGUAUCAGAAGAGCAAAUUUCCAUUUGGCUACAUCGAGGACCUUAAGUGCCGGGUGCUGGAGCUGCCUUACCAAGGCAGGGACCUCAGCAUGGUCAUCCUGCUGCCAGAUGACAUCGAGGACGAGGCCACAGGUCUGAAGAAGAUCGAAGAACAAUUGACCCUGGAAAAACUGCAUGAGUGGACCAAACCUGAGAAUCUGAGAUCCUUUGAAGUCAACGUCCACCUGCCCAAGUUCAAGCUGGAAGAGAGCUACAACCUCAACUCUCACCUGAAAAGCCUGGGUAUAGAGGAUCUCUUUAGUAGCAAGGCUGAUCUUUCUGGCAUGUCAAGAGCCAGAGAUCUUUUUAUAUCAGAAAUUAUCCACAAGUCAUUUGUAGAAGUUAAUGAGGAGGGCACAGAGGCAGCGGCUGCCACAGCCGUAAUAGGAUUUGGUUGCGCGCUUAUGCCAGAGGAAAAUUUUGUGGCCGACCAUCCAUUCAUUUUUUUUAUUCGACACAAUCCCUCAACUAACAUCCUGUUCUUAGGCAGACUUUCUUCCCCUUAGAGACUGUGGAAAUCCAAGGUCGAGCUCAGAGCUGUAUCACUGGCCCUUUCAAAGAUAUAUGAAAAUUAUAUAUCUUCUACAAUAAAGCUACCACCCCAAAAGAAAUCUGUAACUUCCUUUGUAAUGUCAGCUCUGUUGGCUGCUUACACCCAUUAACUUUGGUAUAGGUAUCUAUUUUCCUUUCUUUAUAUUGAAAAAUGUAGUGAUUGCUUUUGAAUGCACCAAGCAGAUAUGUAGACUCUUGACAGUGUAGUAAACUAAGAAACUGCUGUACUCUCUUGAUAGCCAUGAGAAAAAUUACAGUACUGUAAUUUUUUUCACAGAUAGACUUCUGGAAGGAAUCAUAGAGAGACUGUCAUUGCUGAAGGGAGGCUUAAAAACAGACAUUCAAUUGAAAUAUAGGAGAGCAGCCCAAUUAAGGGUUGGAUUAUGAAGAUAAAUUUGCCUUGGCCAGUGUUUCUGAUCCUUUGUUCUACAGGAUUUGAGUUCUGUUAUAGCCCCUCUGAUUUCAAAUGAUUAAAGAGCUUCUUUUCCUUUA